Exophiala spinifera is the source of this 966-nucleotide messenger RNA. RefSeq lists its product as uncharacterized. Lineage: Eukaryota; Fungi; Ascomycota; Eurotiomycetes; Chaetothyriales; Herpotrichiellaceae. The record is from RefSeq and is a predicted model, not a curated record. Bases 1 to 966 code for a protein of 321 amino acids. The transcript has a single exon.
AUGCAGAUUACUUCAAAUGAAGCAAGAUAUGGUGGCUGGGUCUGCGCUGGGCUUUCCCUGGCCAUCUUGAUCGUCAGAAUCGUGACUGCAAGGAUCAGACAAGGAGCAUUCGAAAUCAGCACCGUACUCUGCAUCAUUGCGAUGGCUAUGAUUGGAGGCCGUUUAGCUGCCAACCAGUAUAUUCUCAGUUAUGGGACUGCAAAUGAUGCUCUACAUUCGAAAUCGCAUUACUUCGACUCCCAUAACAUCGACAGGAUCAAAACUGGCAGUGUCCUCGCCUUGAUCGUGCGACUUUUGGACACUACGUUCUACUGGCUUCAGAUUUCACUUUUAUUGCUAUUCUACUCGCGGAUCUUCGAAGUGCGGCCGAGGUGGAUCACCAUAUCUAUCCGGACUUGUUGGCUUGCCAUAGCCUUGUCCUAUGUCGCGGUUGUUCUCGCCACAUUUCUCGAAUGUCGUCCUUUUCGACUGUAUUGGCAGAUCAAACCCGAUCCUGGCCGAUGUGUACGAGCAUACAUUCAGGUCCUCACCCAGGCCAUCUCAAACAUUGUACUCGACCUGAUGCUGUUGGCCAUUUCAUCUCCUCUUGUUCUGGUCCGCAAUCGCAGUCUGUCAGAAAAGUUUAGAUUGGGUCUUCUGUACUGCCUGGGGUUUUUUUGUAUCGUGGUAACAGGCGUACGCAUUGGAUACAUCUUUGCAGAAGCAUCGUACCAGCCGGUCCGGAGCUUCUGGGCGUCGGUUCAAAUCCUGGUCUCAACUUUCGUUGCAAACGUCCCUACGAUAUAUGGCUGUAUAAAAUUGAUCAGGCGUCGGAGAUCCGAACAGACCGCAAGGCGUGGUAGCCGUCCAGAAAUUUGGCUGCAGGUCCAAGCAAGCAACGAAAGCAAUACUUCAUCGGUGGUACCGCUUUUCAACCGACGAAGCGAUGGGUCUUUCGAAAAAGGAUGGUUACGCUUCAUCUCUUGA